Molecule: messenger RNA, 642 nt
Organism: Ilyonectria robusta
Lineage: Eukaryota; Fungi; Ascomycota; Sordariomycetes; Hypocreales; Nectriaceae
Exons: 1
Coding region: 1-642 (213 amino acids)
Source: RefSeq, a predicted model, not a curated record
AUGGACGCCCUGGCCGCUGGCGCCGGCGGCCAUCCCAGGCCUCUUAGUCGACCUCUGGAUCCUCCCAGGCUCGUACAAACCUACCUUGUACACGCACAAAUAUGCUCACAACAACCGCGAAAGCCACAACCACCACAACAACCAGAUGGAUGGAUCGAUCCAACAACUUCCCACCCUCGCCGCGUACACACUGUGUUGGGCCCAGCACCUGGGCGCACCCCCUGCCCCCUUAGCCUGCGUCUCCCCGAGCACUGGCUGCCCCUCGGGCGUUGCGAUUUGCCCGCUGUUUCUUUUGGGCCGCUCACCAAGCCUGCACCCGCCUGCACCCUGGCCCUUGUCGCCCUCAGCGGCCGUGUACCUGCACCUGAGAGGCACUUGUGCAUGCAUGCACCGGCGGACGGACGAACGAGCAAGCCUGCAAGCGAGCCCGCCAAGUCGUCAAUUCAGCGCCGCCACCGGGGCAACGACUCCGUUUGGCUUUGUGAAGAUGCGGUCGGUCAGCGGGGGAGGCGAAUGAGACAGUGGAGAGCCACGGAUGCGGCGGGCGGCGGGCGGCACGAUGUCGUGCUUCACGGUUGCUGCGACUCAGUUGCCUUAUACACGCAUGUUGGUGCAUCCAUGCACCGUUAUUCUUUGUUCUAG